AUGGCUGGUGAUUUAAUUUUGCUCACACUGGCAGCUGUCUGUCUUCUUUCCACCUUCCAGCAAUGUCAUUUUGCUUGGCUGGUGGUGAAAUUAAGAAUGAUACACAAGGUCAUGCCCCCAUUCUCAAAUUCUGGAGCUCCAGAAUUUCACAGAACAUUUCAUGCACAACAAAACUGUGUGGAGUUUUACUCAAUACUCCUGACUGGCCUCUGGACUGCAGGGUGUUUUUCAGUCAAGUACUUCCAUGGUUAUGUCCAGUCUGUGAAAGGAAGGUAGGAAGUUAAUGUGUUUUUUUAUUUGAGUGUGAUAAUUCUAAUUUGCUUAAUAACCCUGGGUGCAGCUGGUGCAGCUGGGAUUGUCAACAGCUUUCUGGAUGAAUACCUGGAUGGAGAUGGAGAAAGUCCAUAA
Molecule: messenger RNA, 408 nt
Organism: Motacilla alba alba
Lineage: Eukaryota; Metazoa; Chordata; Aves; Passeriformes; Motacillidae
Gene: MGST2
Product: microsomal glutathione S-transferase 2
Biological process (GO): leukotriene biosynthetic process
Cellular component (GO): endoplasmic reticulum; membrane; nuclear envelope
Molecular function (GO): glutathione peroxidase activity; leukotriene-C4 synthase activity; glutathione transferase activity
Source: RefSeq, a predicted model, not a curated record